CAGAUGACUUAAACCACCUACACGCUCCUGCCUUUGGCCUGCCUCAAUCAUUUCAUGAUGGGAUGGAGAACUGCUGUUCACAUCCAAACUCAGCAUCUAGAUGUUACUGUCUGCCAGCUAAGGUCUGAUAUGGAGAAACAAAGCAUCAGCCACUACAGUUGCAGAGAUUGAGGAAGAAGCUCACUUUGGAAGGAACAAAUGCUGGUAAUCUAAGGAGAACUGGUUUUACAGACUGAGGAAUCCGGAAAGGCUCUGGAAAAACCAUGUGUGGAAGCAUGGAGGAAAACUGAUGGACCCAUCUUUUGCUAAUUCAACAUUCCAGUCCAAAAUAACAGAAACAGCUGAUAUUGUUGUUGGAACGUGUUAUGUGGUCUUCGGAAUAUGCUCCUUGUGUGGGAACAGUAUUCUCCUUCAUGUCUCCUACAAGAAAAAACAUUUGUUGAAACCAGCAGAAUACUUCAUUAUUAAUCUUGCCAUCAGUGACCUUGCAAUGACACUGACAUUGUACCCACUAGCUGUAACCUCCAGCCUUUCACACAGGUGGUUGUAUGGGAAACACAUUUGCCUGUUCUAUGCAUUCUGUGGGGUGUUCUUUGGGAUCUGCAGUCUGUCGACACUGACAUUACUGAGUGUUGUGUGCUGCCUCAAAAUUUGCUUUCCAGCUUAUGGCAACAGGUUCAGGAGAAAACACGGACAAAUAUUGAUAGCCUGUGCUUGGACCUAUGCAGCAAUAUUUGCCUGUUCACCCCUUGCUCACUGGGGAGAAUAUGGAGAGGAGCCCUAUGGCACAGCUUGCUGCAUUGACUGGCAAUCCACCAAUGUAGAAGUCAUGUCCAUGUCUUACACUGUCGUUCUUUUUGUUUUCUGCUUUGUUCUCCCCUGCGGAGUAAUUCUCACAUCCUACUCACUUAUUCUGGUAACUGUGAAAGAAUCCAGGAGAGCAGUGGAGCAGCAUGUCUCUGGUCCCACCAGGAUAAACAACGUGCAAACCAUUACUGUCAAGCUGAGUAUUGCCAUGUGCAUUGGAUUUUUUGCUGCUUGGAGCCCUUAUGCCAUCAUUGCCAUGUGGGCAGCUUUUGGAUCGAUAGAUAAGAUUCCUCCUUUAGCCUUUGCUAUACCAGCUGUCUUCGCAAAGUCUUCCACUCUCUACAAUCCCAUUAUCCAUCUUCUUCUGAAGCCCAAUUUCCGAACUAUCGUUGCCAAAGAUUUCACAGUUCUCCAACAGUUAUGUAUCAGGUGUUGCUUUUGUGUCAAGGAGCUGCAGACCUACAGAUCAACUUUCAACACUGGCUUGAGAACAUUUAAGGGCAAAAAUGAAUCCAGCUGUAAUGCUCUUCCGAUUAUGGAAGGAUGUUCUUAUUUCCCCUCUGAAAAGGGCAGUCAUACUUUUGUAUGCUUUAAAAGCUAUCCAAAAUGCUGCCAGGAGAGGUUUAGCACAAUGAGAUGUCACCCUCAAGAAUGUGAGUCCUUGGAAAAUGACCUUCAAGUGAAAGUGACGCAGGGCAGUAGGAAUUCAAUGAAGGUGGUUGAGCAGGAAGAAAAAAGCACUGAACUUGAAAACCUGGAAAUCACCUUGGAAGCAGUACCUGCGCACUGUACAUUUACAGAUAUCUAG
Molecule: messenger RNA, 1615 nt
Organism: Tympanuchus pallidicinctus (lesser prairie-chicken)
Lineage: Eukaryota; Metazoa; Chordata; Aves; Galliformes; Phasianidae
Product: opsin-5-like
Exons: 6
Coding region: 290-1615 (441 amino acids)
Biological process (GO): visual perception; G protein-coupled receptor signaling pathway
Cellular component (GO): membrane
Molecular function (GO): G protein-coupled receptor activity
Source: RefSeq, a predicted model, not a curated record